Messenger RNA from Dovyalis caffra, 1356 nucleotides. The record is from the annotation of a GenBank genome assembly. Lineage: Eukaryota; Viridiplantae; Streptophyta; Magnoliopsida; Malpighiales; Salicaceae.
AUGUGCUACACUUCCUCCACUCUGCUGCUUCUUCUGCUUCUCCUCUCUCUUGCUUCUUCUAUUCCUUGUGUUGUCUGCUCCUCCAAUGCGAAGAAUAUGCUCCCCUCUGAGGUUGACACCCUCUUCAAGAUCAUGGACUCCAUGUCCUCGGACGAAAAAUGGAGAAUCUCUUACCCCAACCCCUGUAAACCUGGCUCAACCUGGCUUGGAAUUGAAUGCAAACUAGGGCAAGAUAACCACCUUCAUGUCUCUAGGCUUGAUUUUGGUUCUCAUCCAAACCCUACAUGCAAGAACACAGCUACAUUUCCUUACCAAAUCUUUGCUCUUCCUCAUCUUCAGUCUGUUUUUUUCUUUCAAUGCUUCACUCACACUGAAACCACGCUCUCUGUUCCACCAAAUAGAGGAGCCUUCUUCAAUUCUUCACUUCAACAACUCAGUCUUAGAUCAAACCCUGCACUUGUUGGUCCAAUCCCACCUCAAUUUUCCUUCCUAAAGUCCUUACAGAUACUUACAUUGUCACAAAAUCGCCUUACUGGAAGUAUUCCAGCCAUGAUUUUUAGCUUGAACUCGUUAGUCCACCUUGAUUUGAGCUACAACAUGCUCUCGGGUCCUAUACCGAUCCAGUUGGGCAAUCUUAGAAACCUUCAAGGCCUUGAUUUCAGCUAUAACUCACUUACUGGACGAAUUCCUCGCACCAUUGGCCAAUUGGGUAUGCUUCAAAAACUUGAUUUGAGUUCAAAUUCAUUCACUGGUAGCAUUCCUUACAGCAUAGAAAAGCUCACUUUAUUAACUUUCAUGGCUUUGAGUAACAACAAAUUGAGGGGGAAUAUUCCAACAGGAGUUCUAAAGUUGCAAAGCUUGCAAUACUUCAUCAUGGAUGAUAAUCCAAUGUAUAUACCUUUGCCAGCAGAAUUUGGUAAGCUGGUGAAACUACAAGAGCUGAGGCUUGCCAACUCAGGCUACUCGGGAACUAUACCACCAAGCUUUUCACUGCUUGUCAAUUUAAGCACACUGUCUCUGCAAAACAACAGGUUAACAGGUAAAAUCCCAGAAGGAUUCAGCAGUCUCUCCCGUAUAUAUCACUUGAAUCUUAGUGGAAACUUGUUGGGAGGUGUUGUCCCUUUCAAUGCAAGCUUCUUGAGGAGGUUAGGAAGGAAUUUGGACCUAAGUGGCAACCCAGGUCUUUGUUUGAGCCCAUCUGAAGCAUAUAAUAAUGUCAAGAUUGGCAGUGGAGUUAGUGUCUGCGGCACUGGUUCUUUGAUCAAGAAAUCUCAAGCUGCAGCAGAUGAAUUAUCCAAAUUACUCUUCCUAUUUGCUAUUCUGAUUGUUCAUGUAUUGCACCAAAUAUUAUUUUAA